AAGAAGAAGACCACUUCCUUCACAGCUCUGCUCGGUGAAGCGGAAUAAGUAUACAUCCACUGAUUAUGGAGGUUGCAUUGCUAUAAAUUCUUCAUGGCCACUGCAGACGUCGGAUUAAACAUACAUCAGGUUUUACUGGUUCCCUGAACGUAUAGCGCUGCAGUAAUUAGUCUGGUAUUUUAUAGGCUUCCCUUACUGGGCCUCAAGACAAUUAAAACGAUCUGGAAUCUCGAGGACGUCGUUCCAACAGACCCUCGGGUAGAGGUAGACGAUAACAGACAACAGGAUUCUUGGUGGAUAGGGUGUUGAACGUUUUUUUGACUCUAAUAGAACCAGUAAAAUAUAUGAAAAACGCUGAAAGAAUAGCUUCCAGGAUGGAUCGGGACAGAACUAGCACCUUCCCCUCCACCCUGCCAGAGUCCCCGGGUUGCAACUCUCCCGGUAGUACCUUACUGCUGGGUCUGAAGAGGGUGUCUUCGUUGCUGAUCGACUGCAGGAAAACACCAGGGCAGAGUGGAACUUCGAGAGGUGGACACGAGGAAGAUGGAGAUUUGAUUUCAUCAAGGGACACAUCUAAACGUGGUCUCGGUGGGAGGGGCUUAUCUGCUCAACUUCAACCACAUGUUGCUGACGAGGCAGAGAAGUGUCUCUCCAGGUCAGAACACUUCAAGAAACAUCAGCAGAGACGUACAGGGAAGAAACCUCCCCACUGCUGCUCUGACUGUGGGAAGAAUUUCACUAGCCGGAGUUGCUUCAUUAUUCACCAGCGGAUUCACACCGGCGAGAGACCGUACUUCUGCUCUCAGUGUGGGAAGAGGCACAUCUCUGCAGGGCGUCUUAAAGAACACCAAAGAAUCCAUACAGGAGAGAAACCUUACAGAUGCUCACAGUGUGGGAAGAGUUUUGCUCUAUCUGGCACCUUAAAAUCUCAUCUGAGAAUCCAUACAGAAUUUUCAGUUGUCUUGAAAGCACCAUAAAUCCAGAGAAUGCCAGACUUUGAUUACAACAUUUGCCCACAAGAAGGACUGUCGCACCAUCUUCCUGUUCAAGUGUGCAUAGCACAACAAGGUGAGUCCAAAAAUGUAUUGUAUGCUGCUGCAUAAAUUAUGUAAUAUGCCAGGGAGAUAUGUAUACUGUAGCUAAGAAAGUAAUACUAAGUGUAUGUUGUGUAGUUAGCUGUUAAUAGCCCAUGUGCCUCACCCUAAUAAUUUGGUACCUUUCCCCCUCAUAACUUAGCCUACUGUUCUGAUUUGGUGGUGUACGUUUAGCCUAUAGCCUGUUUUAGAGAAAUUCCAUCAUCGAAUAUUGUAAGAGCUUUCAUCGUCGGCUUACAUUCCCCCUUUAUUUAUCCUACAGUCUGACUUGGUGUACAGGGAGAAUAGCCUACUGUAAGACCAGCCCAUAUUCUGUCACUACAUUUCAAAAGUGCUGAACAAAUAGUAUAUUGACUGUUACUUUAUAUGGACUACUAUUGUCUUAAUUGAAAUGACAGGUUGCCUCAUCCUUCCCUUAUGUCAUAGUUUGUACAUCUCAAUUGUCAGUAGAAACCACAUUCGUUUAAGCAAUUCACCCAUAUCAGCUAUGUUUUUUUAAGGCAGUAAAUGAGGCUGAAUGAACUGUUAGGCUGCCAGACAAGGUGCUGUUAAUAGCCAGGCAUAGCCAGCGUAAGGAUUCACUCCAUGGUGCUGAAAAGAUAUAUCUGCUGUUGGGACAGCUUUAUGUAAUAAUCCCCAGUUUACAAUUGGCUCAUUCAUCCCCCUCCUCUCCCCUGUAACUAUUCCCCAGGUCGUUGCUGCAAAUGAGAACGUGUUCUCAGUCAACUUACCUGGUAAAAUAACGGUAAAAUAAAUAAAUAAAUAAAAAAUGUAGGCCCUAAUACUUUGUGGACACCGUUUGUCCCUGUUACAGUGCCAUUUAAUGUAUUGUUUAGUGUUCUGUUGUUGCUUUGCUGGCAUGCAUCCCCCCCAAAAAUGUUUGGGGUUUGCCCCACCAAGAUUUACAUGCUGAAAUCGACACUGACUUUACUGGUUCACUGCACGGAUAGCUUAUUGGUAAUCAGUCUGAUUUACUAGGCUACUGUUACUGGGCCUCAGCCAAUAACGAUAUCUGGACUCUGGAAGAGAACGUUGUCAGAGAGGAAGAGGCAAAGAGGCCCAACUCGAGCCAUCUAGCCAUGAUCUAAUUUGAAAGACAAUAGCAAGUGAUUUCACUAAUCUCAAAUUCGGCAUGCCACUUUCCAGCAAACAGAAGCCAGCCAUAGACUGCAAGUUGUUUUUGUUGUGUCUAUAAAUACCUUAGAAUUGUUGUGAUUUUAAUUAGAUUUUAUUUGCAAAUGUUAAAACAAUGCAACCACACGUGGACAUAAUGCAGUUACAAUCAUUGAGGAUGACACCAAAAACCUGAUUCAAUCAUUUAAAGUUAAAAUGGAUGAAUGAUAUAUUGAUUAUAGCAAGAACAACCUACAUUUGACAUUAAUUUAACAUACUAUAUAUUUGAGACAAUACAAAGUUAUUUUCUAACAAUAAAUUAAUCCCUAAACCGCAUCACCCACUUGUAGAAAAGUGUUUGACUAUGUACAGUAGGUGGCGGUACAAUUUAAACACCACAGAAGCCGGAAAGUAUCAACAGGAAGUGCUUUGUUACCGUCCUCUAUUGCGUUUUUAAACCAAAUAAAAAUCAACAGGCUUUUUCUGGAUCUUUUCUGAUGUAAAAUUAGUCUACAUGAGACGUUCAUUUGUCCCAAUUUAAAUCGAGUUUUGAUCAUUUAAGAAGGUGUGAUCUAGCUUUUAUUUGUUUGAACGCUGUGACAAAGAAAUGAACUGCAGCGUACACAUUUACUGUCAUGUUUUUUUAUUUGAAGAAACGUUGAAGAAAGAAUACAGUGGCUUCCACUAUGGA
Salvelinus fontinalis (brook trout) is the source of this 2898-nucleotide messenger RNA. Its product is annotated as zinc finger protein 239-like. The transcript has 5 exons. Gene Ontology annotation, biological process: central nervous system development; negative regulation of transcription by RNA polymerase II; regulation of immune system process. The record is from RefSeq and is a predicted model, not a curated record. Gene Ontology annotation, molecular function: DNA-binding transcription factor activity, RNA polymerase II-specific; RNA polymerase II cis-regulatory region sequence-specific DNA binding. The coding region runs from base 345 to 977 and encodes 210 amino acids. Gene Ontology annotation, cellular component: nucleus. NCBI's taxonomy places the organism in Eukaryota, Metazoa, Chordata, Actinopteri, Salmoniformes, Salmonidae.